This is a messenger RNA of Mustela erminea (ermine), 3194 nucleotides long. It is a transcript of the gene ODF2, whose product is annotated as outer dense fiber of sperm tails 2. Lineage: Eukaryota; Metazoa; Chordata; Mammalia; Carnivora; Mustelidae. Gene Ontology annotation, cellular component: centrosome. The record is from RefSeq and is a predicted model, not a curated record. Gene Ontology annotation, biological process: regulation of cilium assembly. The transcript has 22 exons. The coding region runs from base 358 to 2964 and encodes 868 amino acids.
AGGCGCGGGCCUUCUUCUCCUCCCGCUAACGGGCGGGCCCGCAGCCUCCCUCCUGACCUGGCCUCCGGCAGGACUCUGCUCCCUCCUCCGCCGCCCUCCGGCAGGGCUUCACCCUUCUCUCUAUGGGCAGAAACUGGUCCCCUCCUGCCCGCUGGACAGUUGCUGUGCGACUUGGACAGUAGAGGAGCGCCUCCCAAGUUUUCAUCCAACUGCCACCCCUAAGGCUUCCACCCUCCUCCCCUCAGAGAGGACGUUUGAUGCCGGGCCCCUGAGAUUCUCAUUGACAAGCCCCUCUGGGUCCCCUUGAGCAGAGCCCGCUGACCCAAUUGCCCACCUUUGCGGCUUUGAUGCCUAGCCAUGUCUGCCUCAUCCUCGGGCGGCUCCCCCAGGUUUCCAUCGUGUGGGAAGAACGGAGUAACAAGUCUCACGCAGAAAAAGGUCCUGAGGACACCUUGUGGCGCACCCAGUGUGACUGUAACGAAGCGAACCAUGAAGGACCGCUCUUCAACCCCCCCCUUACAUGUCCACGUGGAUGAGAACACUCCUGUCCACGUCCACAUAAAAAAACUCCCGAAACCAUCAGCAGCCAGCAGCCAGAAAUCUCAUAAGCGCGGAAUGAAAGGGGACACCGUGAAUGUGCGGCGGAGUGUCCGGGUGAAAACCAAGGUACCUUGGAUGCCCCCUGGAAAGUCAUCCGCCCGGCAUGUGGGAUGCAAGUGGGAGAAUCCACCUCAUUGUCUGGAGAUCACGCCACCAUCUUCAGAAAAGCUGGUCUCGGUGAUGCGGUUGAGUGACCUCUCUACGGAAGAUGACGACUCGGGUCACUGUAAAAUGAACCGUUAUGAUAAGAAGAUUGACAGUCUAAUGAACGCGGUUGGUUGUCUCAAGUCUGAGGUCAAGAUGCAGAAGGGUGAGCGCCAGAUGGCCAAGAGGUUCCUGGAGGAGCGAAAGGAGGAGCUGGAGGAGGUGGCCCAUGAGCUGGCCGAGACCGAGCACGAGAACACGGUGCUGAGGCACAACAUCGAGCGCAUCAGGGAGGAGAAGGACUUCACCAUGCUUCAGAAGAAACACCUCCAGCAGGAGAAGGAGUGCCUCAUGUCCAAGCUGGUAGAAGCUGAAAUGGAUGGGGCUGCUGCUGCCAAGCAAGUCAUGGCCUUGAAGGACACUAUCGGGAAGCUGAAGACGGAGAAACAAAUGACCUGCACGGACAUCAACACCCUAACGAGGCAGAAGGAACUUCUCCUGCAGAAGCUGAGCACAUUUGAAGAGACCAACCGCACCCUCCGAGACCUGCUGAGGGAACAGCACUGCAAAGAGGAUUCGGAUAAGCUGAUGGAGCAACAAGGAGCACUACUCAAACGGCUGGCAGAGGCGGACUCAGAGAAAGCGCGCCUGCUGUUACUCCUGCAAGACAAAGACAAGGAGGUAGAGGAGCUACUCCAGGAAAUACAAUGCGAGAAGGCUCAAGCAAAGACCGCGUCGGAGCUUUCGAAAUCCAUGGAGUCCAUGCGUGGGCAUUUGCAGGCCCAGCUCCGGUGCAAGGAGGCAGAGAACAGUCGCCUGUGCAUGCAGAUCAAGAACCUGGAGCGCAGUGGGAACCAGCACAAGGCAGAAGUGGAGGCCAUCAUGGAGCAGCUGAAGGAAUUAAAGCAAAAGGGAGACCGAGACAAAGAAACCUUAAAGAAGGCCAUCCGAGCCCAGAAGGAGCGAGCUGAGAAGAGCGAGGAGUAUGCUGAGCAGCUGCACGUGCAACUUGCCGACAAGGAUCUUUAUGUCGCUGAAGCUUUAUCCACUCUGGAAUCAUGGAGGAGCCGUUACAAUCAGGUUGUGAAAGACAAGGGAGACCUCGAACUGGAAAUUAUCGUCCUGAAUGACCGGGUGACAGAUCUCGUAAACCAACAACAAACGUUGGAGGAGAAGAUGCGGGAAGAUCGGGACAGCCUGGUGGAGAGAUUACACCGGCAGACGGCUGAGUACUCCGCGUUCAAGCUAGAGAACGAGAGGCUGAAGGCCAGCUUCGCCCCGAUGGAGGACAAGCUCAACCAGGCGCACAUCGAGGUGCAGCAGCUGAAGGUCUCGGUUAAGAACUAUGAAGGGAUGAUCGACAACUAUAAGAGUCAGGUGAUGAAGACCAGAUUGGAGGCUGAUGAAGUGGCUGCCCAGCUGGAACGCUGUGACAAAGAGAACAAGAUCCUUAAAGAUGAGAUGAACAAAGAGAUCGAAGCGGCCCGUAGGCAGUUCCAGUCCCAGCUGGCUGACCUGCAGCAGCUGCCCGACAUCCUUAAGAUCACAGAGGCCAAGCUGGCAGAGUGCCAAGACCAGCUGCAGGGCUAUGAGAGGAAGAACAUCGACCUCACAGCCAUCAUAUCAGACCUGCGCAGCCGGAUCGAACAUCAGGGGGACAAGCUGGAGAUGGCAAGAGAGAAACACCAGUCUUCCCAGAAGGAAAAUAAACAGCUGAGUCUGAAGGUGGAUGAACUGGAGAGGAAACUGGAGGCGACCAGCGCCCAGAAUAUCGAGUUCCUACAGGUGAUUGCCAAGAGGGAGGAGGCAAUCCACCAGUCUCAGCUCCGGCUAGAGGAGAAAACACGGGAGUGUGGGACCCUGGCCAGGCAGUUGGAGAGCGCCAUUGAAGAUGCUAGGAGGCAGGUGGAACAAACCAAGGAACACGCAGUCUCCAAGGAGCGAGCCGCCCAGAGCAAAAUCCUGGACCUUGAGACCCAGCUGAGCAGGACCAAAACUGAACUCAGCCAGCUGCGGCGGAGCCGGGAUGAUGCUGACCGUCGCUACCAGAGCCGGCUCCAGGACCUCAAAGAUCGCCUGGAGCAGUCAGAGAGCACCAAUCGCAGCAUGCAGAACUACGUCCAGUUCCUCAAGUCAUCCUAUGCCAACGUGUUCGGGGACAGUCCCUACACUACCUACCUGACCAGCUCUCCCAUCCGCUCCCGAUCUCCUCCUGCCUAAGGCUGCCGGUCUUGGGCCAGGAGCCCGGAUUGAUGCCAUGGGAACUGCGGAGGGGCCAAGCCAUAGCCGGAAAGCCUGUUGCUUUCCUCUCGCUUCCACUGACGAAGCGUGUUCAGGAUCUUGUCUGAGCUACUGGCUCCAGUAAAGGCCCUAAAGCAGCGGGGCGGAGGGUGGGGGUGCAGGAAGGACUUAGUUUUCGUUCCUCUGACAGAGUCACCUGAUGGAGAUUU